AUGCAGUACAUACCGAAACCUAGAACUACAUUCAUUGAAGGGCAGCAGUCCGGUUCGGACAUUGAUGUCCUGAUUCAGAUCGAAGGACCUGGAUUGGAAAGUUAUCCGAGAUGGUAUCAACGUGCGCCUCUAGACCUUGUUAUGGUCGUAGAUAUCAGCACUGAUAUCGACAUAAUGAGCUUUUGUCUUGUGCAAAAUGCUAUUAAAUUUGUUGCAAAUAACCUCGGCCCGAAGGAUCGAUUUUCUAUAGUUUCGUGCACCACUCCUGCUACCAGAUUAUUGCGCCUAUGCCCGAUGGACAGUACUGGGCUACCGAAUGCACUACAUGUUGUCAGCUUGCUUGUCCCCGGAGGUCCAACCGAUUUUGUGGACGGACUAAAGAUUGCUGCUCAGAUACUGGAGGAGAGGAUCUACAGGAAUCCUGUUGCGAGCAUUAUUGUUUUAUCGAAUGUGAGUAACCAUAGCUGGAGUACGAGGCAGCCGAGCUGUGGAAUAAAUCCGGAGUAUCUAAAUCAAUUGCCGGAUUCAAUCAGUCCUAGAAUGAUGCCUCCAACCGGAAACCAUCCCUUUCCGGUUCACGCCUUUGGCCUUGGCGUGCGCCACGAUCCACUCGCAUUGUACGGCGUAUCUUUAGAAUCGAGCGGCACUUACUCAUACGUAGAAUCCUACGCGGUAUUGCAGGAUGCCGUCGCUACCUGCUUGGGAGGGCUCCAGAGUGUCGUCGCUCAAAACAUCCGGCUAAACGUUUCGACGCUACCCCUGUUACACCUCCAAAGAAUCCAAUAUGCCAAGUUCAACAUCCAGAGAUUGCCGUACGGCGCCGAAUUUAAUAUCGGCAACCUCUAUGCUAAUGAGAGAAAAUUCUUUCUGGUCACAUUCGGAGGCAUCCCUGAGACAACCGAAGAAAAUAUGAAUUUAAGAAGGCAUGUAAGAGCAUUCGCAGUGUAUACAGAACCAACGUCGCAGAUAAGACUAUGGAUUAUUGACAAGGUUCUGAUGCGUGCGCAGUCGAUUCAGCGUAAUCUGACGAGUCGAGAUCUAGGGAGCGAACACAUGGAUUUGCUGUCGAUUUUCCUUGGAAUUCCUGAUGACAUUGAAGAUGAUAUCAAUAGGGUGGAGAGUGUUGGUCCCGGAUUCGCAUCUAUGAGUAAUAGUUUUAAUGCUUUUAGAUUGCUCGCCGAGCCGAACAGUAUGGUCAAGCAGUGGCUGUGGGAUGAGACUAUGGCUUUGGUUGAGAGAAUAGAGUCGGCAGAGGGGUAUGAAAAUGGCGGGCUGGCAUUUCUACUGUCGAAGAAGAGCAGCCAUGAAUUCCAGAGGGCGACAACCAGUGGAUGUAGAGUGAUAGGAUUUCCUCUCUUUGUGACUUGGUCGAUGACAGAUAUGCUGCGCAGGUCGUGUAGAGUUAUUAAUUGA
This is a messenger RNA of Andrographis paniculata, 1413 nucleotides long. Its product is annotated as E3 ubiquitin-protein ligase WAV3-like. NCBI's taxonomy places the organism in Eukaryota, Viridiplantae, Streptophyta, Magnoliopsida, Lamiales, Acanthaceae. The coding region runs from base 1 to 1413 and encodes 470 amino acids. The transcript has a single exon. The record is from RefSeq and is a predicted model, not a curated record.